Molecule: messenger RNA, 653 nt
Organism: Periconia digitata
Lineage: Eukaryota; Fungi; Ascomycota; Dothideomycetes; Pleosporales; Periconiaceae
Source: the annotation of a GenBank genome assembly
CCAGGUAAGUGUGCUGUAAUUAUAUAGAGGUUAUCAUAGUACAGUGUAAUUGGCCAGGUGUUGGUCCGGGGCGACGAUGCAACAAGAGCAAUUUCGAAAAUAAAAUACAACAGACAUAGAUAGAAGGGAACCAAUAUAAUUACUAGAGUACUAGGCCUCCCGAUUUACUACCCCCCGACUAGUCCCCCGAACGGUUGCUCACCAUUUGUCACCCCCAUCGUGUUACCAUUAUGUACUUUCAAUUAAUAAUUCACAAAGACCAAUUCUCCUCACCCUGCAAGUUGCUUGUUCAUCGUCCCAUGAUCUUACUUCUAACUUUGAUCUCGUUACAAAACUCGGUGCUGUCGAAGUCUUCGACUACAAAGAUCCCGAGUACGCGAGGCAAGAUCCGUGCCCCUAUCAAGGGCUCCCUCUCGAUUAUUUUCAACAUUAUCUUCGAAGGAAACUCGGCCGCUAUCUGCGCCGCUGCCUUUGCCGCAAACGGCGGGCUGUACGCCACAUUACUCGUCGGUGAGAUCUUCCAUCAAUCAGUCGUUAUAUCCACGUUUACACUGGGAUAUACGGGUUUGAACGUUGGCUUCACGGAUAAAUUCUCAGCUAGUCAAACAGAUUUCGUUUCGCGGCCUAAUCCUGGAGAACUAGCUAGAACCUGA